AUGCAGGUCUGGGCUGUGACUCUGGAUGAGAAUGCAGCGGCUGCAUUUCAGCUAUAUCAGCGGGGCCUUGAGCUUGUGGAUGCGGAUUCCAGGCAGCGCCUCCAACGAUUUUACCACAAAAUAGACAGUAUUCGAGGCCUGAUCGGACGUCUCCUGCCGCGCAUGCUACUCAUACAACAAGGGAUCACUCCAGAUGGCAUGACAUUCGGACGGACAGAAUCCGGAAAGCCCUACAUAAGUAGACAAUCUAUGCUUCAGUUCCCAAUUGGCUACAACAUCACACAUGACAGUGGACUAGUUGCUAUGGCGUAUGAUUGUAGUCCCGGUCUGUACCAUGAUCCACCAGCAUACAGGAUCGGCGUAGAUGUCAUGAAGUUGCAGCUACCCAGACGUGAAACGUUUGCUGGAUUUGUGACUAUCGUCAACGACCAGCUAACUCCACUAGAGCGCAAUAUUCUUUUGCUACCAUCCCUCCAGGAAACGGAAGCACUCCGACGCUUCUAUCUCAUCUGGACGUUGAAAGAGGCGUACACGAAAGCGCUCGGCCUCGGCCUUGGCUUCGACUUCAGUCGCAUCGAGUAUGAUGUGCCUCGGAAUCGGGUCCGCAUUGACGGAGUGGUUCCGCAAGGAUGGCGAUUCGUCCGCUUUCAAUUGGCGCACUCGCGUUCUACUGGACAAGACGUAUAUGUGGGUGUGGCAGCCGAGUAUACUGGGGGCGAGCAGGAUGGGUGCGUGGUUGAGGAGGGCCAGCCUGAUGCGUGGUUGAAAGUCGAUGACGCGGUAACAUUCCUUGAGAAGGCUCUGGGGACGUAGUAGUGAGGAUGUUCUGUUUUGGCGAAUAUACCUGUGACUGCUCAAUGC
Molecule: messenger RNA, 861 nt
Organism: Postia placenta MAD-698-R-SB12
Lineage: Eukaryota; Fungi; Basidiomycota; Agaricomycetes; Polyporales; Adustoporiaceae
Exons: 5
Coding region: 1-813 (270 amino acids)
Cellular component (GO): cytosol
Molecular function (GO): magnesium ion binding; holo-[acyl-carrier-protein] synthase activity
Source: RefSeq, a predicted model, not a curated record